AUGGAGCGUCCACAAAAUGCAACGGCUCUACUGCUGUCGCUGCUGGGCUUAUUCCUCGUAGCCCAUGCAAGAUCGAGAUAUGAGGCGGAGGGCAUGGACAUCUUCUUGAACGUCGACAAGCAGCCGAUGGAAGACCUGCUCCACCACAUGCGAGCGAUUCUCAGUGACAACAAACCACAACUUUAUGUCGGAGGCCACCCAUAUCUUGCACCAAAAGAUGCAGCACCAGGAAGCCCACCCUGCAGGUGGAUCAAUGUCCACCUCACCGCCGGUGGUCACCGGACGACACUUGCUUCUGCCGAUUCGAACAUCUACCUGGCGGCAUUCAAGAACAGGACGAAUCACUGGAACUGCUUCCCCGGCUACAACACUCUUUUUCCUGACUGUACAGUUCUUCCAUUUUCAGAGGAUUACACAUCCCUUCUAGGAGGUAAAAACGGUGAGGGGCAUAGAAAGCUUCCAACCGUGCCUCUAGGCAAGGAUGCGGCCAGACGAGCUGUGCAGAUGUUUUCAGGAUAUGACCCGUCGACGACACCUGAAGAGGAUGCCAAGAUGGCUACUGCCUCACUUGUGGUGAUGAUAUCUGAAGCGCUACGCCUCAAGCCGAUCUGCCAGGUGUUCACCAGCCUCUUUGGGAACAAAAUCUCUUACUGCUUGUACCUGUGGGACAAGAAUGGUGCCUGGCCGCCAAGCUCAGAAACUACGGGACUGGAAACUGUUGGCAUAAAAAAUGCUAACGAUGCCCUCAAGAAGGUAGACCUCCUGACAAGGCCAAAAGAAAUCAUGAUAGACAUCAGUAUUUACUGA
Miscanthus lutarioriparius is the source of this 807-nucleotide messenger RNA. NCBI's taxonomy places the organism in Eukaryota, Viridiplantae, Streptophyta, Magnoliopsida, Poales, Poaceae. The record is from the annotation of a GenBank genome assembly.